AUGGACGGAUUUGUUCCAGUCAAUACGGACAUCCUCAUCGCCGGAGGGGGUACCACUGGCCUCGUGGUUGCCACUCGACUCGCGAAAGCUAACCCUCAUCUCUCCAUCACGGUUCUUGAAUCCGGUAUCGGCGUCCGUGAUGACCCGUCAAUUGUGCAUCCCGCCCUCUAUCUCUCAAACAUUUUGCCAGGCUCCAAAACUGCGACAUUCUACACGUCUAAAAGCAGUGAAUCACUCGCAGGAAGGGAGUUGGUCAUUCCUACAGGCGGCUGCCUUGGAGGCGGAAGUUCGAUCAAUUUCAUGGUUUAUUCACGGCCUCAGAUGAUUGAUUUUGACGACUGGAAAACGGAAGGUUGGAGGGGAGAAGAUAUGGUUCCCUUUCUUAAGGUCUAUGAGAAUUUCCAGGAUCACGAUCCUGGGAUCGAUAAAAGUUUGCACGGAUAUGGUGGCGAAUUCAGCAUAUCUCCCGGAACAAAUGCUCAAACCACUUUCCAGGAAGACUAUUUCGAAGCCUGCAGACAGAUUGGUAUUCCACAAGUACCGGAUGUACAAAACUUGAAGACUUCACAUGCUGUCGGGCGGUGGAACAUGUGGGUAGAUCAGAAGACCGGCCGGAGACAGGACGUGCCUCAUCGACUUCUCUACCCGCUCUUAGACGCGUACAAAACCGGACUCCAGGUGUUUACCAAUAUUAAAGUUGUGCGGGUCUUGUUCAACGAGCAGAAAAGGGCCACAGGUGUUGAGUACGUUCCGGUUGGACCUGAUUCUCACGCAAAGCCGUCUGUCAUUAACGCUACAAAACUCGUCGUCCUCGCUAGUGGGACGUUCGGCACUCCGCAGAUUUUACAACGUUCUGGGGUUGGCGAUGCCCAUCGGCUUUCAAAACUCGGCAUUAACGUUGUCUCCAAUCUGCCCGGCGUUGGUCAGAACUAUCAAGAUCACCAUGUGAUAUUCUACCCAUACAGAUCUGCUGCUGGUCCCUCAGAAACAAUCGACGGAAUUAUCAGCGGCCGUUUCACUCUUGAAUCGGCACUCGAGCAAAAGAAGGCUCAGCCCACUCGCUACCUGCUGGGCUGGAACGGGCUCGAUUGUGUUGGUAAAAUCCGACCCUCUGCCGGUGAUGAAGAGCUUCUGGGACCCGAACUCAGGGAACUUUGGGAACGUGAUUACCGACCUCGCCCGACACGGCCCCUGAUGCUAAUGUCUUCCCUGGCAGCGUUCGUUGGAGAUCACACUGGUAUCCCCCCUGGUCAACAUUUCAGUCUAGGACCUUACACGCCGUACCCUUACUCCCGUGGGUCAAUACAUAUUACGGGCCCCACGGUUUCAGAUCCGCCUGACUUUGAUUGUGGGUUCCUGAACCAUCCAGCUGAUAUCCAGAAGCUCCUGUGGGGAUACAAGAAGCAGAGAGAGAUUGCACGGCUCAUGACGCAUUAUCGCGGUGCCCUAGAAGUUGGACAUCCCGUCUUCUCUAAGGAGUCGAAGGCAGGAUUCAAAUUUGUCGACGACCAAGACCGGAAGACCGGGCGCUAUCAGCCAAUCGAAUAUUCCGAGAAAGAUGACCAGGCGAUUGAGCUAUUUAUUCGGCAGAAUGUCAGCACCGCAUGGCACAGUAUGGGAACAUGUGCGAUGAAGACAAAGGAGCAAGGUGGGGUGGUGGACCCGGGACUGAACGUCUUUGGAGUCCAGGGACUGAAGGUUGUUGAUCUAUCAAUUUGCCCGUCCAACGUCUCCGCCAACACGUAUGCGACCGCACUUACGGUCGGCCACAAGGCCGCCUCUAUUAUUGCGGAAGAAUUGGGCCUGUCUUAUCCUAUCUAA
This is a messenger RNA of Cladophialophora psammophila CBS 110553, 1821 nucleotides long. RefSeq lists its product as uncharacterized. The record is from RefSeq and is a predicted model, not a curated record. Gene Ontology annotation, molecular function: oxidoreductase activity, acting on CH-OH group of donors; flavin adenine dinucleotide binding. The coding region runs from base 1 to 1821 and encodes 606 amino acids. Lineage: Eukaryota; Fungi; Ascomycota; Eurotiomycetes; Chaetothyriales; Herpotrichiellaceae. The transcript is spliced from 5 exons.